This is a messenger RNA of Synchiropus splendidus (mandarinfish), 2729 nucleotides long. RefSeq names its product kynurenine--oxoglutarate transaminase 3-like. The record is from RefSeq and is a predicted model, not a curated record. The coding region runs from base 111 to 1445 and encodes 444 amino acids. The transcript is spliced from 14 exons. NCBI's taxonomy places the organism in Eukaryota, Metazoa, Chordata, Actinopteri, Syngnathiformes, Callionymidae. Gene Ontology annotation, cellular component: cytoplasm; mitochondrion. Gene Ontology annotation, molecular function: L-kynurenine:2-oxoglutarate transaminase activity; pyridoxal phosphate binding. Gene Ontology annotation, biological process: biosynthetic process.
GGUGACUCAGCUUUGAACGGCCUGAUUUUCCGACGCUGAACGCAACACUACUACGUCAUCUCCUCCUGGUGGCUUCUCUCCGGCGAGGCACGCGGGCCACGAAGCAAAGCAUGAACAUCGCCAGACAGCUCCUCUUCAGGCUUCCAAGUUCAGUGCAUCUGAAAAGCAGGAGAGGCUUCGGUACUUGCCAUCAAAUCAUGUCACGACACACUCACACCAAAAGAAUUGAGGGGCUGGACAAGAAUGUUUGGGUGGCCUUCACAUCAGUGGCAGCAGACCCAUCCAUAGUAAACCUGGGCCAAGGUUAUCCAGACGUCCCCCCACCUUCCUACAUCAAGGAGGCAUUGGCUAAGGCUGCAUCGGUCGACAAGUUGAACCAAUACACCCGAGGCUUUGGUCAUCCGUCAUUGGUGAAGGCUCUCUCCCAGGUGUACGGGAAGGUUUAUGGCCGUGCCAUUGACCCCUUUAAAGAAAUUCUGGUUACCGUCGGAGGUUAUGGGUCACUGUUUAGCACCAUGCAAGGUCUUGUCGAUGAGGGAGAUGAAGUGAUCAUAAUCGAGCCUUUUUUUGACUGCUAUGUCCCAAUGGUGCGGAUGGCUGGAGCCAAACCUGUGUUGAUACCGCUGAGACCAAAAUCUGGACAGAAAACAGUCACAAGUGCCGACUGGAUUCUUGAUCCUGAUGAGCUUGCAAGUAAAUUCACUUCAAAAACUAAGGCCAUCCUGAUCAACACCCCCAAUAACCCGAUUGGCAAAGUCUUCACACGGGACGAGUUGCAGGUGAUUGCUGACCUCUGUAUCAAACACGACACCCUGUGCUUCAGCGAUGAGGUGUAUGAAUGGAUGACCUACAAAGGACAGCAGCAUGUCAAGAUUGCCACGCUUCCUGGAAUGUGGGACAGAACAGUGACUGUCGGCAGUGCAGGGAAAACCUUCAGCGUGACUGGAUGGAAGCUUGGUUGGUCAGUUGGACCAGAGCACUUGAUAAAGCACCUGCAGACAGUCAUGCAGAACACUCUGUACACCUGCCCGACACCGCUACAGGAGGCAGUUGCUCAAGGUUUGCUCCGAGACUUUGCCCUGAUGGGUCAGCCGGACUGCUACUUCACCUCUCUGGCGGAGGAACUGGAAGGGAAGAGAGACCGCAUGGCUGCUAUCUUAAAGGAGGCUGGCAUGUCACCCGUGAUCCCAGACGGCGGUUACUUCAUGAUUGUGGAUGUCACGGCUCUAAACCAGGACUUGUCACACAUGGAGGACGAAGCCUACGACUACAAGUUUGUUAAAUGGAUGAUCAAAGAAAAGAAACUCGCAACAAUCCCAGUCACAGCAUUUGUUGGAGACGAGUCCAAGAAAGAUUUUGAGAAGUACAUUCGAUUUUGCUUCAUCAAGCAAGACAGCACACUGGAUGCCGCAGAAAAGAUCCUGAAAGAAUGGAAUAAAGUCUGAGAGGUUGUGAGCGUGAUGAAGAAGAGGCGAGCCACUGGAGUACGGAAAGCCAGAAUCAGAAUCGAUUAGAAAUAGAGACAUUAGGGAAAUAUAUUUUGAAAUACGUUGAGCUGGUGGGUCAUUGAACGACUGGAAGCUGGAUCAUUGCGAGGACUAAUGUUGUCUAGCUUCUUUCUGCUGCAUGUGUACGUUGAAGAUUUUGUGUUUUUGAAAGUGAACUGCGAACAGAGUGCACAAAUGCUGUGAACUAUAUAUGCGCUCACAUCCUGUCAAGAGAAGCGCCCACCCCUCCGACAAUAUGAUUGGUUAAAGCAAAUAAAUACGAUAUAUAUAUAUAUUUUCUUAUUUCUAUUCUCAUUUAUGUUUGUAUUUAUUUCCGUAUAGCCACAUAAAUGAAUUGAUUUUUGUAAAUUUCAACGUAUUUGAAGAUAUAUUUCCUUGUAAUGUCUCUAUUUUCUGGCAUUUCAUAUUGGAGAAACUGGAACCUUUUGUUUUAUUACUACUGUUUUAUUUGUUAUUAUUUUGCGCUCAUUAUUCCAUCUCAGUUUGCAUUUAUAUCGAUAGAAUUUUGUUUUCGAAUCAUAUAAACAAUAUUGUUUUAGAAAUGAAUGUCACGAAAAACUUUUAAACUAUUAGAAAAGGAAAUUAUUAGAAUUUUGAUGAAUGUAUCAUUUGCAGUUACUGUGUAUCUGCAUCAGUCACUCAAGAGGUCAUUACUUCAACUUUUCCACUUCAACCUGUGCCUCUUAUGCAAAUGUUUCUUCUCUGGUCAGAGGAACGCAACACUGGCAGUGCAGUCCAUUUUUGAUCAUGUUUAACCUAGGUACUAUUUUGACUCCACAUUCUCAACAUUAACCUCCACAUGCAGAGGCAGACCCUGUCGUUCAAUUCCUUCAGCCUGUACAGCAGUCCACUUUCUCCUUUUGUCCACAUGGUGGUGCAAAAGCCGUCCAAAGCCACCAGACAAGUCAUUUUCCAUUCCAAAGUGUAUUGUUUUCUUGUUUAUCACUGGAUGUGACGCCUAUUCCAGGCUACAAUUGACUGCUGCCGUUGAUGUGCUGUGAUCUCUAAACUGUUUCAUUUGCUCUCUGCUCUGCAGCAAUACCAGUGCUAGUUGUUCCUUUUAAAAAUUUCACUUUACUCCAGGACUCAAACAUGUAUGGUACUUCUGUUUAUUUAAAAAAUGUUACUACUGAAUAAUGUUUAUUACAUUUGUAUGACUUUUUUAAAUUAAUAGUUAAUACAAUACUUCUUUGUUUUUAAUAAAAUGUUUGUUGGAUUUUU